Cryptomeria japonica (Japanese cedar) is the source of this 447-nucleotide messenger RNA. RefSeq names its product small ribosomal subunit protein uS11c. Lineage: Eukaryota; Viridiplantae; Streptophyta; Pinopsida; Cupressales; Cupressaceae. Gene Ontology annotation, cellular component: mitochondrial small ribosomal subunit; ribosome. The coding region runs from base 1 to 447 and encodes 148 amino acids. Gene Ontology annotation, biological process: maturation of SSU-rRNA from tricistronic rRNA transcript (SSU-rRNA, 5.8S rRNA, LSU-rRNA); ribosomal small subunit assembly; translation. The record is from RefSeq and is a predicted model, not a curated record. The transcript is spliced from 2 exons. Gene Ontology annotation, molecular function: small ribosomal subunit rRNA binding; mRNA 5'-UTR binding; structural constituent of ribosome.
AUGGGUAAUGAUACUAUUGUUAAUCUAAUGACUUAUAUAAGAAACGCUGACAUGGUAAAAAAAAAAACAAUUCGAGUAGCAGCUACUAUUAUUACCGAGAACAUCACAAGGAUUCUUCUACGAGAAGGUUUUAUAGAGGAUGUUAGGAAACAUCGAGAAGAUACACGGGGGCAAGCGGUUUCUUGGUAUUCUGCUGGUGCUUGUGGAUUCAAAGGUACAAAAAGACGUUCACCAUUUGCUGCUCAGACUGCAGCAGCAAAUGUUGUUGAUACCUUAGUAAAUCAAGGUCUUCUGAAAGAAGCAGAAGUUAUGAUAAGUGGCCCUGGUCCGGGGAGAGAUACAGCAUUACGAGCCAUUGCUCAAAGUGGUAUACAAUUAAGUUAUGUACGUGAUGUAACUCCUAUGCUACAUAACGGAUGUAGACCUCCCAAAAGAAGACGUGUAUAA